AUGCAUAUUCCAGCUUCGCGUUGUGUAGUGGGGAGUAGGCCUACUAGGACGUUAUCGGAUGCUUCUUCAAACUUCAUGGGAAACUUCAAGUGUCGGUGGGAGUUUCAGAGGGUCUCCGUGUCUAUCUAUGCUCUGCAACAAAAAGAGCGCCAUACUGCUAACACAUUGCAGAGAACGGGCACCUCCACCGCAUCUGUCUCUGUAAGACCAAUAGGACACGAUGAUCCGUGGGGUGUUCGGUUCAUCUGCCCUUGUGGAAGGUUUUCUCAUGGAUGCCGGGGGUUUGCGACAAAACGCCAAAGACUGGAUGAGUACGAUUCUUAUGAAGUGACAAUCGACCCGAAAAAGGUUCCCCAUGACUUUUGUAGGGUGCCUAUACAUAUGCAGUCCGCAGGGGAACUGAAAGACACCAUUACGGUUGCCGGACGUAUGCGCUUGUUCAAUCCAAAUUUCUGGCGGCGCUGCAGUUCAGCUGUAAGGGACCUUGCUGAAGGCUUCCGCUCGCGGGAAAUAGUCGCUAUCCUCAAUGCCUAUGCUAAGGCGGGGUACAGAGAUGUUUCCUUAUUUGGCCGUCUGGGACAGCUUCUUGCCUUGCAGGCGCACGACUGCCGAGCGUCAGACAUGGGGGUCGCUCUACAGGCAUUCGCGCGUCUCAACAUUCCCAACAGUUCUCUCUUCGACCUGCUUGCUGUGCAGUGCAUCCGGAAGGUCGACGAACUGGGUCCUCGGGGUAUUGCAACUGUAGCUGCUGCCUACGGGGGCGUCAAACACCCCCAUCCUCUACUCUUUGGCAGGCUGGCCCAGCAAAUUGAGGCUCAGGUUGAGACCUUUUGCAACCUAGACCUCAUCCAAGCGCUAUGGGGGUGCGCACGUGUCUCGUACAGACACGCGAAGUUGCUGGACUGCUGUGCGGACCAGAUCAUGCAUCGGUUGGCCACUUGUACAGUUACAGAAGCGCUAACAGCGGCAGAGUCAUUUGCAGUUCUCAGCUUUUACAGAGCGGAUUUAGUGGGGUCCCUUUCUUCAUUUUUUAGGAGCAGAAUAUGCAACAUCCCAGUACGCAGCCUUCCUUUACUUCUGCAGACCUUCGCUUCUUUCGACCAGCUCGCAAGUCUUAGCGCAGACCCUCGAGUGAAGCUGCUUCCAGUGCUGCAUGUGGGUAACGCAGAGCCCCUGACGAACAGUGUUGCUUUGUACAGAGCAGCGCUUCCCGUCAUAGCUCGGGCGGCCGUAUGCUUUUCCCUGACGGAGUUGUCUGCGGUGGACUCGACACUUCGUUCAGUGGGCCUAAGCCACGACCUCCUGACUAGCGCGCUGCAGCAAGAGCUGCAGCAGCGGGUCCCUCAUUGGACGCCGCAGGUGUGCGCAGAGAUACUGCAGCAGGUGGCGUCUCGUGGGGGAGAUGGGAACGACAAGGCCGCUGCUGCGGCUGUGCGGGCUCUCUUGGCAUCCCCGGCAGUACUGGGAUCUCUUCCUGAAACAACGGUUUUACAGAUCCUGAAGGACCUCAAGGACUUGCGUUGUCAUGGCGCCCUUGCUGUCGCUGCAUCUUUCGUAUAUGGCGGUAGCGGUCUUGCUAAUGGAGAGAGGCUGCUGGGUGGCGCGGAGCUACUGGUGGCGCAGCGCAUCGUGUUGCAGUGCUUCCCCUCUACUGAGUCGUUCGUCGAUGGAUACCGGGAGGGUUUUCUCUCAGAAGCCUUCAAUCGCCCUGAGAGCACCAGAGGUUCUGAAGGGGGAUCAGUUGCGUGUCUGGAACCUUCUUUCGAACAAGGAUGUAUAACUACUGCUUUAUCAGAAAAGGCGCGCAUGCUAUAUGCCUCGAUAUCAUCCACUGCAGAAGCUGUAGGAGCCAACGCACUGGUACUGGCAAUCUGCCGCUACCGUUCGGACCCUGGCGUUUGCUUGUGGUUGGACUUGCUAAUGAAGGGACUCGUCACAGAGGUGGAUCCCGAAUUGUUGCCGGCACUUCUGAGGGAGCUGGCGCGAAUGAAGAAGGAACGAGCGGCUGCAGAGGAAGAGGAUUACUUUGUGGCGCCAGACAGUUGUUACGCUGCAACAUCACAGGCAGAAAAACGUCUGCCACAAAUGUUGUCAUCUGCACAACUUUCGCGUCGUUUCUGUCGCGUCGCCCGCUAUCUCAUGGAGUCGCCGUUACCUGGAGCUGCAGCACAUAGCAUGCAGCAAGCUCCCACAUCUUCACAGUGUGCGGCUACCCAUGAGGGAUUUCUCUAUGGACGUCUCUCGGUGGUUGCAGCAGGUAGCGCGGCACAGGUCUUGCGCAGCCAUCCCAAGCCUGAAGUGGCGCAGCGCUAUGUAGAGCAACUCUGUGACAUUGUCUGCUCAAGGCUGCAGCGGGCUCAGACCCCGGCAGCAGCAGGCUACUCUGGGGCAGCUUGUAGUGCGCAUCUCGAGUGGCAAGUGGGAAAAUCUCUGGCCCGGCUAUUGCAAUCCCUUGUGGCUCUCCGAGCAGAUGUGCCACCAGCGCUGGUGCAGCAGUUGGCACCCCGAUUGCAGUGGCUUGAGGGGCGAGAUGUAUUGGCUGCCCUGCGGCUCCUUCCCACACCUACUGAAGCAUCCCUGCGUCAGCAAAUCACGCGUGCUGUGGACCUCCGUUUCCGGGAUCUCAAGAGCUGGAGGAUGUUGGGCGAGCUGCGAGACCUCUGCGCGGAUCUAAAGCUGGAGGUAGACGAUGACGUUGCUGAGCUCGACGUGGAUGUUUCGCGGUACCAGGAGGAGGAUGACGGCGAGGAAGGAAUUCCAACAAUAGGCGACGCAGUCUGCAACCCAGAAGAGGACCACUUCUCUGCAGAACGCAGCAAUCUCGCCCGUCACGACGCGGAAGCGUGGAAGUAG
Molecule: messenger RNA, 2853 nt
Organism: Eimeria maxima
Lineage: Eukaryota; Apicomplexa; Conoidasida; Eucoccidiorida; Eimeriidae
Product: Chromosome III, complete sequence, related
Exons: 8
Coding region: 1-2853 (950 amino acids)
Biological process (GO): mitochondrial RNA processing; regulation of mitochondrial mRNA stability
Cellular component (GO): mitochondrial matrix; ribonucleoprotein granule
Molecular function (GO): RNA binding
Source: RefSeq, a predicted model, not a curated record